CGAACUAACGCACUUGUCGGACUCAUUCCGCCGGUGUGGGACUCUCCCUCUCCCCGCCCCCUUGCAGCAUCAUCAACUCCGGAAUAAAUAUCCUGAGAUUCACGAGCUCAGACACAGAGACCCGGAGGAGACCCAGAGAGAUACUUUGGAUUAAGACGCAUUUACGCGCAUUGAAGAGGAGUAAAAGCGCACUUGUUUCGGGAGGUGUUUAAAGAGAGAUAUACAGAAGAACAUGAAAUUAUUACUGAACCUGCUGCUGCUUCUGCCUGCUCUGUGCAGCGCUGCAGAUUCCACUGUGCUGAAUCACAGGCAGAAGAGAGGCACACGCACUUACAGCAGAGAUUCUGUCCCCUGGCAGACGUCAACACGUCGGCUGCAUCCGAAAGAAGCUUGUGUGGACACUGAUUCGGCUGCGGUCCGAGACACGGGGGCGACGUGGCUGCGGUGGAGGGGUCCAAAAGUUGAAUUCUGCCGCUGCACCGUACGAGGAAGAGUCCGCUGUCAUGAGAUCCCAGUGACCACAUGUUUCGUGUCGAAGUGUUAUAAUGGAGGCACGUGUAAAGAAGCCGUUUACUCCAGUGACUUCAUCUGCCAGUGUCCGCCAGGGUUUACAGGAACACAGUGUGAAAUCAACACAGGUGAGAGAUGUUUGAGGGGUCAGGGGUCAGCUUACCGUGGCACCUGGGGCAUGAGCAUGUCAGGACUGGAGUGUAUUAACUGGAAUUCCAGCUCACUCCAAGGAAAGAAAUUCACUGCCAGGAGACCAGAGGCCAACACACUGGGACUGGGCAACCACAACUACUGCAGGAAUCCAGACGGAGACACUAAACCCUGGUGUUAUGUUUAUAAAAAGGCUCAGAUCUCAUGGGAGUUUUGUUCUGUACCGACCUGCGUAAUAGACCCCUAUCUAGAGUGCGCACAGAGAUCAGGACAGACCUACAGAGGGACGAAAGCCGUCACACGCAGCGGUUUGAAGUGUCUGCCGUGGGAUUCACCCGCAGUGUCUCGUAAGAUCUACAACGCAUGGAGACCCGACGCCAGAGAGAAGGGCAUCGGCAGCCACAACUUCUGCAGGAACCCGGACGGUGACCUCAGCCCCUGGUGUCACGUCUAUAAAGGCUCUCAGUUGACCUGGGAGCUCUGUGACGUCCCCAAGUGCCCGAGGAAAACUCCGUCAAUCACCACACUUGGACCACGAGCCCCUGCAACCACCAACAAUCAAGGCUCCUGCGGUCAGCGCAUCGAAGCUCCUUCAAACUCUCUGCCCAUGUUCAGGAUUCGUGGAGGUCAGGUCAGCGAUAUCCGAGAGCAGCCGUGGCAGGCCGCCAUCACCGUGUAUCGGCCGCGUGCCAAUGCCUACAACUUCCUGUGCGGCGGUGUCCUCAUUGACUCCUGCUGGAUCCUCUCCGCUGCUCACUGCUUCCAGGAGAGAUUUGAGGUGAAGCGUCUUCAGGUGGUUCUAGGUCGAACCUUCAGGCUUCAGAACUCCAGCAGCGAUCAGAUCUUUGAUGUGGAGAAAUACUGGAUCCACGAGCAGUACAAUGACGACACGUAUGACAAUGAUAUCGCUCUGCUCAAGUUGAAGAGCGAGUUUGGUAUCUGUGCCAUCUACUCUCCAGAAGUUCUGCCUGCAUGUUUACCAGAACCUAACCUGGUUUUACCGGAUUGGACGGAGUGCGAGAUCUCUGGAUAUGGGAAAGAGGAAGAGUUUUCUCCGUUUUACUCUGAGAGAAUCAAGCGCGGUAUGGUGCGGUUGUGGCCGCAGGAUCAGUGUGUCCCGGAGAAGUUGUCCGGCCGUCUGGUCACCUCAAACAUGCUGUGCGCCGGAGACACGCGUGGCCUGGACGACGCCUGCAAGGGGGAUUCCGGUGGUCCUCUGGUCUGUCCGAAGAACGGCAGAAUGAUUUUGAUGGGUUUAAUCAGCUGGGGCGACGGUUGCGGGAAGAAAGACAUACCUGGCGUUUACACACGUGUCACAAACUACUCAAACUGGAUCUCCAGCAAGACGAGAGCAAACUGAGACACAAACGAACACAAAAUACAGAGACUGUUAGGUACAGAAUAUAGAUGAUGGGGAAAACAUCUCCACAUUCACGACCUUCACGCCUGAUGGACUAUAUUUGACCUGCUCUCCAGUUGUUUUAAGUGACGUUUGAGGAGGAAACCAUCAGUGACGUGGCAUGGGAAUGUGACACUGAUGCUGCGAGUCGAUCGUGUUAGAUCGUGUUGCACACAGGACAAGAAAUCAAGAAAUCUGAAUCCAAAGAGCAUGUUUUUGAUUUACACCACACAAUGUGGCCUUCAAUUUGAGCUUCCAAACUCAAAGUUCUGCAAAAGGAUGACAUGAAAAAUACAUCAUAAAGACUUCAGGGUGCUAAAGUGCCAACUGGUGCACAAGAUCCUUUAAAAGUACUUAAUAUUUAAAAAUAAUAAAUUUAGAGGCACUUUUGCUUUGCUUUUAUAUAUAGUGAAGAUAAAGGCACAGUAAGUGAUGGCACUUUUGAAUGUUACGUGACGCUUCUACUCUUAAAAUGAUGUUAGUUCCUAAUAAUUGUACAGGUUUUUAACACUAAACUUCUGCUGGGUCAGAGAGAUGUUUGUUUCAUUGUCAGUGUUUCUGUGUUGAUCCAAACAGAUUCAUUUGACUGUAUUUAAUAUGACUUUAUGUCCUUGUUAACUGGAUGUUUGACUCCAAAAUGUCUUUAUCAACCCAGAUCUAAUAUUACUACAGACUUUAGAUGUUGGGAUGCAUAUUAAGUUAAUAUUUAACUAUUUAACAUAUUUUAUAAACUUUUAUACACAGCUAGUGCUAAAUUGUUUUGUUUUUACAGUAAAUGCUUGUACAUUACAUUUACCAGACUUUUUAUAAAACAUGAAAUGGAAACAGUGCAGUCUUCUGUAUAACAAAUAUUCUUUAUAAAUGUGAGAUGAUUUUUUUUCAGCAAGUGUUUUGUGAAUUCACACUAUAAUUGUAUGAAUUUGAAUGAUUAAUUAUUGAAUUGUCGAAUAAUAGGUGAGCGCAGAAAAACCUCA
This is a messenger RNA of Ctenopharyngodon idella (grass carp), 3033 nucleotides long. It is a transcript of the gene plat, whose product is annotated as plasminogen activator, tissue. The transcript has 16 exons. Gene Ontology annotation, molecular function: serine-type endopeptidase activity. Gene Ontology annotation, biological process: plasminogen activation; smooth muscle cell migration. The record is from RefSeq and is a predicted model, not a curated record. Lineage: Eukaryota; Metazoa; Chordata; Actinopteri; Cypriniformes; Xenocyprididae. The coding region runs from base 233 to 2020 and encodes 595 amino acids.